This is a messenger RNA of Mytilus californianus (California mussel), 5869 nucleotides long. RefSeq lists its product as uncharacterized. The record is from RefSeq and is a predicted model, not a curated record. Bases 18 to 1304 code for a protein of 428 amino acids. NCBI's taxonomy places the organism in Eukaryota, Metazoa, Mollusca, Bivalvia, Mytilida, Mytilidae. The transcript has 10 exons.
AGUAAACAGUAUUCAAAAUGGCAGACGACGAUGAGGAACAAAAUCGUGGAAAUGUGACUAACAACGAAAUGAAACAGAGCAGUUCACUGCAAAAAAUGCUCGAUUCAAUAACGAAAGAACGAUCAAAGCCAAGUUUUUCCAUUAGUGGUGAUUUCGAGUUGAUUUCAAAUGAAGUAUCAAAAUUCUGGACUGAACUGUUUUCUAAAUAUUUCUUGAAAAGUUCCCUUGGAAGUGAUGAUGGUAGAGAUGAUAUGUUAUUUUAUAUAAGAAAGUCACCAGACUUGAAAAACAAGUCAUUCUUAAAGCCAGAAAUUGAAGUGUACAGAAAAGAUUCUAAGUUGAAGCCAUCUUUACAAGAUGAAAGUGUAGACUGGGAAGAAACAGUUUACCUCAAUAUCAUUUUGCACCAGUUUGAGUACACAAUUACAUGUGCAGUGUGUACAAGAACUAGUAACAAAGAGUUGCAGAUUUUAAAGAAAUUUUCACAGCGAGUAUAUCCUUCUCCAAGUAAACGACAGAUGGACAGUAAAGGAACACAUGAAGAAAUUGCCUAUCCUAAUAUAUAUUUUACUGUUGAUAAUUUUGAUGAUGCCUUUACAGAUAUCAUUGUAAGAGAUAGUGAAAUGGUUUGUGUAGAACUAAAAGCUGCUGAUAGAACUGGUGUGUUUCAAGGAGUUAUCUUUCUUGGUUCUAUAAGAUAUGAAUCCUUAAAAAAAGUUUAUGAUGCCAGAGCAAGCCUUACAUCAAAAAUGGUGCAGUCAAUGUCCUUAGGCUGGUUGACAAAGUCCCACAAGAGAGUAGAGUUUGUAAGAAUGAGAGGUCCACACAGUAAAGGCCAUGCUGAGAUGGCAGUCAGUAGAGUUAAAGGGUCAGGGCCAGAAACACCAGACAUUGAAAACUUCCCUGUCAAUGAUUUUGAAGACUUAGACAAUCAACAAGAGGAAAACCAGUAUACACAGAGAAGAAUGAGUGAUCCAAAUGCUUCAUUUGGCUCUCUUGUCAGAGGUGGUAUAAAAAGAUUAAGUAUGAAAAAGUCAAGGUCAGAAGCAGAAAGGAUAAACGAUGACAUGACAGACGGCUUUCAUGAAGUAGAGGCUAGCUCUGUACACGAUGAAUUAGAAAAUGGUGAAGAAAGUGUUGGAUUUAUAGGAAGAACAUUUGGACAAGCAUGGCAUUUAUUUAAAGAAAGAAAAAGAGCCAAUAGUGUGGCAUUAAAUGCAUAUCUCACAUACGUGACUUUACCUUGGUAUCGAAUAAUAGCUGAUGUUUUAGAUGUAAGACAACAGCCAGUUCUAGUGUUCUAACUCUUAGGAACAAAAAUGUAUUAUCAAUUUCAAGUUGAAGGUACCAUGUCUUUGAAAUAUCACAGAUGAUCAGGGAUUUUCCACAUGACUGCAUGUGAAACAAAGUGACCUGUAGAAGAUUAUAAAUGUGUAUAUUAGGUAAAGAAAGAAGAAAGAAUAGGACCGAAAAAAUUGAAAUGGCAGCUUUAUGGUUAGCAGUGUAACAGAUUUUUUUUAUAAAUGAACAAUCAAAUUUUUGAUGGGAGUUUUAAAAGAGAAAAAUAUGACUUUGAGUAAAAGGUUUGAAAAGUUGUUUAUAUCAAAAGAUUUUAUUUCAGUGAUUUUUAAAUUCUUUGAGAGAAUUGUUUAGGUUAAAGUGGUAGGUGUAAAUAAGUAUUGAUGUACUUGUAUAAAUACAAUUUUCUGUAUUAUCUUCAUUCAUCCUAAACAAUUUGAUCACCAAAAGUUGCCUAAUAAAUUAAAAAAGAUAAAAGAAAAGAGUUCUCAAACUUUGUUGAGUAUAAGAUCAAGAAGAGGUGAAAACAUAUGAAAAUUAAUCCAAACUAAUUUGUCUUGUGUUGCAAUGAAGUAAAAUUGUGUUUUUAAUUAUAUCACUGCUUACCACAGCUGUGGAAGUAAGGGAUCCUCUUUUUCAUUGUCUGUCCACCAAUCACAUUGAUACUUCUGGAUUUCAAAGUGAGAGAUUUAAUGUCCAUUAUAAUUGGAUUUUUUUUUCAGGAUUGUGGACGAUAAUGUUUUACCUCUUGACCAUAUUUUUUACUUGUACAAAUUCACUACAUGUUGAGUUAAGUUUUUGGUAGAUUUGAAAUUCAUUAAUUAAGAGUUUUGCCUCUUUAUCAACUUAACUUUUAUUAAUGAAGAUUUCCUCAUUGAAGUUUAAGUACCACUUGUCUAAUGAUGCCCCAAUGUCCUGUGUGAUGGGAAAUUCUUCUACUUCCGUGAUAACCAUUGUUUAGUGGUUGUUUAAAAAAAAGGGAGAGUAUUUUUUUUUAUCACUUGACCUUUAUAUAUAUAUUACAUCAAAAUUGCAACUAUGUUUUUGUGUAUUUUUUUAUAAUGAUUUAUACUUACGAAACACUCAUAGCAGUGAUGACAAUGAAUUUAAGGAUUCAAAUUUUCAUGUUUUUUUCUUUCCUCUUAAAAUACGCAUAAUUUCUAUGUACAAUAUAUACAAAGACUUUUUGAUUAAAAAUAUAAGGGACCAUGUAUGAUAUAUAUUUUAGGAUGUAAUUUUUUUCCAGAAUUUGUUAAAAUGUUGUAUUUGUGUAAGGCUUUUUAAUUGGUGAUUUUUUGUUUUUCACUGAAAUCCAUUUGUUGUUACAUGAUUAAAGCAUUUUAUUAGUUAUUACUGAUUGAAAUGUGAUUUAUAUACAUAUUUAUGUUUUCUUAAGUUUUUGUUUUAAUGCAUAUUAGAAGAAGGUGCUAUUGAAAUAUAUCUAGUGCAAUGAUUUAAUGAAAUUUAUUUAUUAUUUAGUUACCUUUCAAUAUUUCCUUAUUAUGUUAAUACAGACUAACUGUUAAGGCAGAAUUUUUUUUUCAAAUUAAUGGGAUUUAAAACCUGAAAACUUUAAAUGCAGAUGUAUUCUCAUAUGUUAAUUUUGGAGGGAAAAUAUAGAAAUCAUGGAAAUAAUUUAUAUUGCAAUGAUUUGUAAGCAAGAAUUUAAAAAAUCAAAAUUUAAAGGAACUUAUUCAUGUUUAAUAUUAUUUCUGUGAUUUUUGCAUGAAGUUUACUCAUUAAAGAUUUUUUGGUUGAAAUUUCUAUUUUACAUCUUUGGAAAAAUAAAAGUUACAAUUAAUCCUAUUUCAAAUAUUUAAAUGCUGGUUUAAAAUGAUUUAGUUGCAUGCAAUAUUUCAUAUAAAUAUACUAACUUCUUUCCUUUGUGGCUUUUGUAUACAUAUUUACUGUUCUAGGCCAAAAUAUUUUUUUAUCAGGAAAAAAUAUUAUUUUUCUCCAUGUUUGAUUACUAUGUGCACCUAAUGGCACAAUGUAAAAGUCAAUUUUUUUAUAGUUCAUUUUGUUCAACUGGUAGGUACUCCAUUUCUCUUUUUAAACAUGACCUUAAUGAAUUACAUGUAUAAUGUAUAUUUUCAUUCAAUAAUGUUUUAUUGUGCUGCAAACAAAUCAACAUAGCCAUCAAUGCUUGUAUCAAAACAGUUUAAAAGUAUUAUUUCUUUGAAAUUACAAAGCCUUUCAAAAUUAAGAAUUACGAUGGAUUAUCUGCCAAGAUUGCCAUCUGGACAUCACAAAAAGAAAAUGUUUUCCUCUAAAACCACUCAGCCCUUGAAGACUUAAUUUGCAUAAGUGGCCAAUAGGAAAUAUUCAGGUUAUCACAUUUUAAACAGAAACUAAAAAUUAUUUUAAUAAGAAACUACUAAUAUUAUACAUUAUUCGUAUUAAAAUAGUUUCAAAUUUGCAGUUGAAUAACAGUUCAUGGAAACAGAUUAUCAUAAUGAUUUGAAAUUUUGUGCUUUUCAGAUAAAAAAUUUCUUGAAAUUUGAAGUAGCAACUUAUGUGAAAUUGGAAUAUUUAACUUUUUUUUAUUAAACUUUCUUCAAUUAAAAUAUUUUAAGGGUUCUUGUUUUAUUGAAGUCAUAUUUUGUGUAUUUUUUAAUCUACAAACUAUCACCUGAAAACACUUUUUAUACGACCGCAAAAAUUAAAAAAUUUUUGGUCAUAUAUUGGUAUCACGUUGUCAUCGUCACCUUUGUCCGUCGUCGUCAGCGUCGUCCAAAGACAGAUGGUUUAGGGAUAAUAACUUUAGUAUAAGUACCCGUAAAUAGAAAUCAAUAAAAUUUUAACACAAGGUUUAUAACCACUAAAGGAAGGUUGGGAUUGAUUUUUGGGGUUAUGGUCCCAACUGUUUAGGAAUUAGGGGCCAAAAAGGGACCCAAAUAAGCAUUUUGUAGUUUCCAGACAAUAACUUGUGUUAAAGUGUAUGAAUCUCUCUGAAAUUAUACCACAAGUUUCCAUAAUACAAAGGGAUGGUUAGGAUUGACUUUGAGGGGUUAUGGCUCAAACCAAUUAGUAAUUAGGGGCAAAAAAGGGGAAAAACAAGGGUUUUUCUGGUUAAAGGACAAUUGAGACAAUUUAAAAGCAGUAUAAGGGAGGUAAUCCAAAUCAAUUAAAAGAACACUGUUUGAGUACCUCCCUUACACUGCUUGUGAAUUAUGUACCGGUAUUAAGAAAUGGUGAUUGUCUUGAGGUGAUUAGCUGUCAAUUUAUUUUUAGCAGUUACUAUUAAUUAAUGUUAAUUUUAGCCAUGACUAUGUAUGUCAUUUUAUAUUUUAAAACUUUUAUGAUGUAUUUAAAUGGCUAAUUAUGGUUGCAAACUCCAUUAAAAAUUUGAAUUGAGAUACUGACCAUAUCUUGAGGGAAAGAUUUUUAGCUCACCUGGCCCAAAGGGCCAAGUGAGCUUUUCUCAUCACUUGGCGUCCGUCGUCCGUAAACUUUUACAAAAAUCUUCUCCUCUGAAACUACUGGGCCAAACUUGACCAAACUUGGCCGCAAUCAUCAUUGGGGUAUCUAGUUUUAAAAAUGUGUCCGGUGACCUGGCCAACCAACCAAGAUGGCUGCCAUGGCUAAAAAUAAAACAUAGGGGUAAAAUGUAGAUUUUGGCUUAUAUCUCUGAAACCAAAUCAUUUAGAGCAAAUCUGACAUGGGGUAAAAUUGUUCAUCAGGUCAAGAUCUAUCUGCCAUGAAAUUUUCAGAUGAAUCUGACAACCCGUUGUUGGGUUGCUGCCCCUGAAUUGGUAAUUUUAAGGAAAUUUUGCCGUUUUUGGUUAUUAUCUUGAAAAUUAUUAUAGAUAGAGAUAAACUGUAAACAGCAAUAAUGUUCAGCAAAGUAAGAUCUACAAAUAAGUCAACAUGACCAAAAUGGUCAGUUGACUCCUUAAGGAGUUAUUGCUCUUUAUAGUCAAUUUUUAACCAUUUUUCGUAAAUUUUUGUAAUCUUUUACAAAAAUCUUCUCCUCUGAAACUACUAAGACAAAUUUAACCAAACUUGUCCACAAUCAUCAUUAGGGUAUCUAGUUUAAAAAAUGUGUCUGAUGACCCCGCCUGCAAACCAAGAUGGCCGACAUGGCUAAAAAAUAGUACAUAGGUAAAAUGCAGUUUUUGGCUCAUAUCUCUGAAACCAAAGCAUUUAGAGCAAAUCUGACAGGGAUAAAAUUGUUCAUUAGGUCAAGAUCUAUCUGCCCUGAAAUUUUCAGACCAAUCAGGCAACACGUUGUUGGGUUGCUGCCCCUGAAUUUUGCAGCUUUUGGUUAUUAUCUUGAAUAUUAUUAUAGAUAGAGAUAAACUGUAAACAGCAAUAAUGUACAGCAAAGUAAGAUCUACAAAUAAGUCAACAUGACCAAAAUUGUCAAUUGACUCCUUAAGGAGUUAUUGCCCUUUAUAGUCAAUUUUUUACAAUUUUCAUAAAUUUUGUAAAUUUUUGUAAAUUUUGUCAUGAAUCCAUCUGUGUCCUUUGUUUAAUAUGCACAUAGACCAAGGUGAGCGACACAGGCUCUUUAGAGCCUCUAGUUUUUUGGGAAUAAGGGAAAGGGAGAGGUGAAAAAAAUUGGAGG